UGUUUAUCUGAGAAACAGAUUGGAGGCUGCCGGGAUGUAAAGGAAAAACAAAGAGGUGGGGGGAAAAAUGGGCUGUUUGGGGGAGGUUUUGCGGCAGAACAGGUGAAGCAGAUAAUAACAUGCAAACAGCUGCAGCUCACUCACUCUGGUCACUGCAGCUCCAGCAACUUUCCCCGCGCAGACGUUCAGCACUGGCAGGUGGAGAGCGACUGAGUUGGGGCUGCGCGUGACGACGUUGCUCGGCGGCGAGCUGCUGCUUUUACUACGGGUCUCCAAGCGGCGGGCUCCACCUGUGACGAUGGGAUAGGUGGUUUUGGAGCGGGUCUUCCGGCGCUGGAAACAAGUGGACUGAAAAGUUUGGGGCGAUGGAAUCUGCCACAGGACCUGAGGCUCAGGAGGCAUUGCAAUUUCGGACCGUCUGUGCAGUUUGAGAUGUGAAUGAGGCUGAAACGAAGGCGUGGAUACGGAAGGUGACUUUUGGCUUUGGUUCUUCACUUCGCGCCUCUCAGCGGCUCUUAUGGGACUUAAGCACUCGUCCCGCUGCGUGCUCCUCAGGAGGAAAAUGGCGGAGUCUGACAGCGUCGAGCAGCCGCAGCCGCCGCCGCCGCAGCCCAUCAGAAUCAUUCAGUCUCACUCAACGCAGCCCACCUCCUUGCCCAAGCCGGUGCCUUCAGUCCAGCACGCCCCGAGGCCUCCGCUGCCCCCGCACACCCCCCACGCAGCCGUCCUUCCCAGCUGCCCGGGACGGGGCAAGAUGGCCAAGUUUCUCACCCCGGAGGAGAUGACCUCUAGAGACUACUACUUCGACUCUUACGCCCAUUUUGGAAUCCAUGAGGAGAUGCUGAAGGACGAGGUGAGGACGCUGACGUACAGAAACUCCAUGUACCACAACAAGCACGUGUUCAAGGACAAAAUAGUGCUGGACGUCGGAAGCGGAACUGGGAUCCUGUCGAUGUUCGCGGCCAAAGCCGGGGCGAAGCAUGUGUACGGGAUUGAAUGUUCCAGUAUAUCAGAGUACUCCGAGAGGAUAAUCAAAUCCAACCACCUCGACAGCGUCAUCACCAUCUUCAGGGGGAAAGUGGAGGAGGUGGAGCUUCCGGUGGAGAAAGUGGACAUCAUCAUCUCGGAGUGGAUGGGCUACUGUCUCUUCUACGAGUCCAUGCUCAACACGGUCAUAUUUGCCAGGGAUAAGUGGCUGAAACCAGGUGGCCUCAUGUUUCCUGAUCGUGCCUCUCUGUACGUGGUGGCCAUCGAGGACAGGCAGUACAAGGACUUCAAGAUACACUGGUGGGAGAACGUGUACGGCUUUGACAUGACCUGCAUUCGAAACGUGGCCAUGAAGGAACCUCUGGUGGACGUGGUGGACUCCAAACAAGUGGUGACCAACUCCUGCCUGGUUAAGGAAGUGGACAUCUACACGGUGAAGCCUGAGGACCUGUCUUUUACCUCGGCGUUCUGCCUGCAGAUCCAGAGGAACGACUACAUCCACGCACUCGUCACCUACUUCAACAUCGAGUUCACCAAGUGUCACAAGAAGACUGGCUUUUCUACAGCUCCAGACGCCCCCUACACUCACUGGAAGCAGACGGUGUUUUACCUGGAGGAUUAUCUGACGGUGAGAAGAGGAGAGGAAAUCACCGGCAGCAUCGCCAUGAAACCCAACGACAAAAACGUUCGUGACUUGGACUUCACCUUCGAGCUGGAUUUUAAAGGACAGCUGUGCGAAGCCGCCAUAUCCCACGACUACAAGAUGCGCUAGCUUCAACUCUCAAGCCUUGCGUCUGAGCACUAGAGGGAGCCGCCACCUGGGGUCACACCUGAGAGGGAGGCGACGGUCAUCACCACAGGCAGGAAGUCCCUGAAACCGACUGUUACAAACUCUCUGAAUGUGACGCUGACAACACCAGGUCAGUGAGGAUUUGGAGUCUCCAUGAAUGUAACUUAAUAUUGUGUGUUGGUGUGAGACAGUCUGUGUUUUGUUGAGUGUCUUUCCACUGGGACCUAAAACGUGUUGUAAGUAGCAUCAGUGAUGGAGAGUGGUGUCAUGUGAGAGACGGACGUGUGGAGUGCUCGUGCGCCAGAACCAAUUCAUGCCGCCCUGAACCCCACUAGUCUGAAAUGGAUUGACCUCAGAAUUAGUCUGACUUGAUCCAUGUCGAGAAAACAACCUUAAAAAUGACAGAUUUGUUUUUUCACAUAGAGAAACUGGACCUAAGUUUUAUCGUUUACCGUAACUGACGCAAUAAAAGCUCAUGAUCGCAGUCCCAUAUUAAAGGCCUCAUAAGAACCAUCCCGACCACAGCAUGAAUUUUGUUCUCAAAUGCACAAGUAGAAGCAAAUAGUGGAAGAAAAAAAUAACAUUUAUGUGAAAUUAAAUUCAAACUAAUGAGGAAUACUUGCAUGAAAAAUGAAAUUUAAGUUGCAACAAACGACAAUAACAAAGUGUUAUGGCAAUGUCUUGAAGCGAUCUUUCCAUCUUAGGGCAGUUUAAUGCAAGUCGUGGGCAAUUUUAAGGACGGAUUGCCACACUCUCCUUCAUGUUAAGGGCUGCUUCUUCACCAAUAACAUUUAAGUUCUAAGAAUGCGCUUAAAACCCCAAACCCACACAUGAUUUAAGAGAGGGCGACAGUUGUCCAUGAACAAUGUAGUGGUGUUGAACUGUAAAAAAAUGCUGCUUCGGUGUGUUUGCUUUGACUUGUUGUGUUGGUGUUUCCACCUCAUUGGUGCUCUUCUUUCAGUCAUCGCCAAGGUCCACAGGCAGUGAACGGUACGAGCACAUUUUUUUAUAGUGGAAGGUUAGUGAUACUUGAAGUCCAGAGAGCUGUCAUGUGACAUAUGAGUCGACUUGACAAAUAAAUAUGUGAAACACAUGGGAUUCCGUUGAUAACAAAAAUCCAUUACAGACAUGCAGCUGAGGAUCAGAUCACUUUUUUUCUAUAUAUAAAAAUAAUCUUUAUAUAGUUUUCACCCAAACUUAAACAAAGCUGAGCGCGAACUGAAA
This is a messenger RNA of Synchiropus splendidus (mandarinfish), 3001 nucleotides long. It is a transcript of the gene prmt8a, whose product is annotated as protein arginine N-methyltransferase 8-B. Gene Ontology annotation, molecular function: protein-arginine N-methyltransferase activity. Gene Ontology annotation, biological process: peptidyl-arginine methylation. The transcript has 11 exons. The record is from RefSeq and is a predicted model, not a curated record. Lineage: Eukaryota; Metazoa; Chordata; Actinopteri; Syngnathiformes; Callionymidae. Bases 518 to 1759 code for a protein of 413 amino acids. Gene Ontology annotation, cellular component: plasma membrane.